GCAGAGUGUGUAACAUCAGCAUACACAUACAGCAGCAGCUAUGGCCUCUUAUUUGACAUUUCUGAUCAUUUGUCUGUUAUGUGCUGAGAGACUUUAUUCGUCAGCUUCAGCCCUCUCAGGUUUCACAGAAGUGGACGUAGAUAAUGGAAAAGAUUGGGAUUUCAUUGACAUAAAUGAAGAAGCAGGACUUAAUCUGGUAGAGGGAGACAUAGUUUUUAAAAAGGAAGAUGGGAAGAACAGUAUUCUGGGUGAAGAGUAUCGCUGGCCGACCACCGUGCCUUACUACCUGGAGGAGAGCUUGGAGAUCAAUGCUAAAGGCGUGAUACUAAAAGCAUUCGAGCAAUAUCGUCUCAAGACCUGCAUUGACUUCAAACCCUGGAGUGGCGAGACAAACUACAUUUCUGUAUUUAAAGGCUCUGGAUGUUUUUCAUCUGUAGGAAAUCGUCAGGUUGGGAAGCAGAGGUUAUCAAUUGGCAGCAACUGUGAUCGCCUGGCAACUGUGGAGCACGAGUUCCUGCACGCGCUGGGUUUCUGGCACGAGCAAUCCAGAUCCGACCGAGAUGAUUAUGUGAACAUCAUGUGGGACCAGAUCGAAGCUGGCAAAGAGCACAACUUCAACACCUAUGAUGACACAGUCUCCAGCGCUCUUGGCUUUCCUUAUGACUACACCUCUGUUAUGCACUACAGUAAGACAGCCUUUAACAAGGACACCAAACCCACCAUCGUCACUAAGAUUCCAGAGUUCAUGGACAUGAUUGGCCAGCGCAUGGAGUUCAGUUCCAGUGAUGUGCGCAAGCUAAACAGGCUGUAUAAUUGCACCACAUCCUCUACCUUCUUGGAUUCCUGUGGCUUUGAGCAGCCCAACGUCUGUGGUAUGAUCCAGGGAAAUGAUGCAAAAGCCAAGUGGGUGCGUGUGAAGAGUGUAGAUGGAGGUCCAAACACAGACUUUACUAACAUGGGCCAGUGUAAUGGCAUAGGUUUCUUCAUGCAUUUCAGCACAGCUACAGAAAACCCUGGAGAUAAUGCUUUCCUGGAAAGUCGGCUCUUUUAUCCGAAUAGAGGACGUCAAUGCCUGCAAUUCUACAUGUACAACAGCGGAGGUGCUGAUGAUCAGCUAAACAUCUGGGUUCAUGAAUACAACAAUGAGAGUCCUAACGGAGUGCUGACACUCAUUCAGACAUUCCGUGGUGGUAAAAGGAACUCCUGGGAGCUUCAUCAUGUGACCCUAGAGGCAUCGCAGAAGUUCCGGGUAGUGUUUGAAGGGGUGAAGGGCGUAGGAGCAUCCAAAGGAGGUCUCUCUCUAGAUGACAUCAACCUGUCAGAGACACAAUGCCCUCACCAUACAUGGCACAUCCAGAACUUCACCAGCCUCCUCGCCACAACACCUGUUAACUCCAAGAUAUACAGUCCCACUUUCUUGUCUCCUGAUGGCUACUCUUUCCAGAUUGGUCUGUAUCCUAAUGGGAAAUCGAGCAGUCCUAAUGAUAUAGCCAUGUACUUGCAUUUGACUUCUGGUCCCAAUGAUAGCCAGCUAAAAUGGCCAUGCCCAUGGAGACAGGCUACCAUAGCACUGAUGGACCAGCACCCAAAUAUUCAGGAACGCAUGGAUAACCAAAGAAUGAUCACCACUGACCCCAGCAAGACCUCCACUGACUCCCUGGGCAAUGUUGAAUAUUUCUGGGAUGACCCACGGAAGGUGGGAAGUCUGGUAAAAAACCCAGACGGUACAUCAUACUACAGAGGACCGGGUACUGGCACCAGCGCUUUCAUCACACAUAACAGACUAAGGAGUCGGGACUUCAUUAAAGGAAAUGAUGCCAUCUUCCUCCUUAGUCUAGAAGAUGUGACCGGACUUUUGGAAACACAGCCUGUGCCGCAAACUGCUGCAUACACCGAGAAAAGAAGCUCUUCAUCCAGUGUAAACACUACACCAGCUGUGUUUUUUGCUUUUGUGGGCGUGCUUAUAUUGCUGCUUGGGGUUGCAAGUGUGGUGUACGGUGUAAAGAGACCCAGAAGGGCUGAAGUGACAGACACUGAGGGAGGACAUGUUCCAGAAAGAAUAAAUGCCUGAAUUUUCCAGCUGGCUCACACUGUAGUGGUAAAUGCUGAUGACAUCUAAUCUGAUAUGCAUUUUAUCCAACUGUCAGUGUUUGAAUAUUAUAAAAAAAAAUAAA
Clarias gariepinus (North African catfish) is the source of this 2174-nucleotide messenger RNA. It is a transcript of the gene mep1ba, whose product is annotated as meprin A subunit beta a. Gene Ontology annotation, molecular function: protein binding; zinc ion binding; metalloendopeptidase activity. The coding region runs from base 41 to 2071 and encodes 676 amino acids. NCBI's taxonomy places the organism in Eukaryota, Metazoa, Chordata, Actinopteri, Siluriformes, Clariidae. Gene Ontology annotation, cellular component: membrane. The record is from RefSeq and is a predicted model, not a curated record. The transcript is spliced from 14 exons. Gene Ontology annotation, biological process: proteolysis.